CAUAAGUCAUAUAUCACCAUUAAAGUUUACUGACCCCCAUAAAUAUCUCAGUUGGCGUCAGGUGUCCCAGAUUUUUGUCGGCAAACAACUUGUCAAACACAACGGAACCGCACACUUCGCAAUACACAAGCAUUGCAUGGGAGGGCAAGAUGCGCGCGCCGCCGUAUUUGUUGCUCGUCGUCGCUUGCGCAGUGGCCAGUGAGACUAGUGUCAAUGAAGAAAGAGGUUCCAAAUUGCCCUAUGUUGCCGAUGCAUUGGGAAAUGAAUUGCCUCGACCGUCGAGCCUCCCUGCGACUGUUGGAAGCCCAGUGAAUCUUCUUACACCGGACAGAUACGAAUUCUAUACUUUUGACGAAUCUGGAGAGCUAGUGAAGAGGCUCAUGACAUUGGAAGAAAUACAAGCUAUAGUCGCAGCAGGUGAAGAAGCAGAAGGCUUGGUUACUUUUGCUAAUGACAAUCAACCAACCAUUGCUUUUAACUUCAGCCAACCACCAUACAACAAAGUUCACAAUGUCGUCACAAACGUACAAAAUGUUCUCAAAGCUCAAAUGGAAGCCCACAAAAAUAAACCCAAUUUUCAGCCCACUUUAGAUACACCAGAUGUUUCAGAUUCUUGGAGUCUCAUUUUACCAUCCAUAUUUGGCAACACAGGUGGUGAUAUCGGACCUGACAAAAUACAUAACACUGGAACAUUCACAACGCCAGAGACUGAAACUAUUGAAUUAGAUCAUUCUAAUAAUUUAGACUAUUCAUUGAGCAAAGAAGACAGUAAUCAUAUUCUUACAAGUUCUAGCACAGCACCAGAGGACGAAGAGAAAUCAGACGAAGUGCUUGUUACUGAAAAAAUUACGAAUACUAAAACACAAUUUAAAAAUGAAGCUAUAACAACUACUUCUACAACUAAAACUACUACAACUUCAACCACACUAAAACCAGUCUACGUUAAACCAACAACUACAACCACAAAAAAACCAACAACUACAAGAAAGUUGACCACUGUACCACGACCUCUAACAACAACAACUCGGCCGACGGUAACAUCAAGUACUCCUAAAAUAAAAAUUACAACUAGAUCACCAAGUGUUACGAAAACACCUACUUCGACAAAAGUAUCAAUUACAACAAGAGUACCAAGUACAACAAAAGUAUAUAGUACAACCAAAGUGCAGAGUACAAGUAAUAUUACUGAUACAGAUAAAGCGCAGACCACGAAUAGUAAACUUAGUACUACUCAAACAAGACCAGCUACUGUAACAGCUACUACAAAUAAAAUAAAGACAACUACUAAUAAACCUACCACUUCAACGCAACGAUUGCAAACUACUACAACUACAAUGAAACCAAAAAUUACAACUACUGUUAAGCCAAUUACUACAACACCUGCAAGAAUUGCCACGACGACCCUAAAACCAACUAUUACACAAAAAAUAACAGAUAAUAUUCCCACAUCUAAUCUAAUUAAUUCAGAAUAUCCUUCAACUGAAUCUACGACGAUAAAAUAUGAGAAAAUAAGUACAUUUAUUCCUGUAUCUACAUUUUCAUAUAUAACAGAGAAGACUUUGUCAAAGCAAACACAGAGUGCACCAGUAGAAAUUACUGCUAAUACGAAUGAAAUGUCAUUCCCUAAUAACACGACUCCUGUAUCAGAAACAAAGUUUAGUUUUACUACACCGCCCACAAGUAACUUCAUUUUCAUUUUGCCUUCUACACAGAUGCCAGACAGUGAAACUGAAAGCGAUAAAAUAAAUUCAACUACAAUAACUACCCAAUCUGUUUCCCCAUCUACCACAGCCUCUUCAACAAUGCUUUUGUCUAGUGAAAAGAUUUUUGUACAUCAACAAACGACAGAUAAUCCAAGCUCUGGAGACGAGUCAAGCAUACCAUUAUUUGAUGUUGCUCAAAGUAUUAGUCAAAUAGCUUCAGAUCUGGGGCAAAAUUAUAGACCUAUUCCAACGUCUAGUAACUUGUUAGAUAAAACAAAAAUAAGUAGCGUUGAUUUAGAAAGUAAAGAAAAUUUUGAAAUUGAUAUACCCAAUGACUCAACAAACGUUACAAACGCGGUAACUUCGCAUAUUACAACUAAUAAUAUUGAUAAUUUUGUGAAAAUUUCUACUUUAGAUCCCCAUGCGUCAAAUGCAAAAAAGGAGCCAGAAGAAUCCGUGAUUCAAAAUAGAAACGAAAAUAUUACAGAUAAAACUGAAUUGACAACUGUAACAGCCACUGAAAAACCUACGACAGAUCCAUUUUUAUCAGAAUCAAUGAGUGACUUAUUGUCUCAAGUGGUAGAUGAUAGUAUACAAAAAACUAUUACUACGUCAGAGAAAAAUAAAAAUGAAGAAGUAAUAAUUUCUACUGUAGCUCCAAAAAUAGAUGAAACAACAACUGAUAUAUCAAUUGUUAGUACUACUAACGUUAUACAAGUAGAAACAGAAAAAGAAACUAGUGGUCCGGUUCAGAAUUUGAACAUAACAUAUGUAGAAAAACCUAACAAAAUAAAUGACACAAUUAUUGGAAAUCAAGAAAAUGUUGAGAGUGUUACAAAAGUUAUAGUUAGUAAUGUUUCCACUGAGAGCACAAUAGAUAAAAUUAAAAAUGAUUUACAUAUUUCGGAACCAAGUGAUAUCAAAAAUGUAUCAAUGACUGGUCCAAAAAAUUCAAGCUUAGAAAAUGACAACAAUAAAAGUGAAAUCACAUCUACUUCAAAAGUUGCCCUGAUUGAAAAACAAACGGAAAGCAAUAAAAAGAUAUUUACUACUGACUCACCGUUUAACGUAAAAUUUGUGACAAUACCUUCAAUAUCAGGAGAGACAGUAGAAACUUCUACACAUGCGGAACCUGUUCGAAAUAAGUUUGAGACAUCUAGUUAUAUUAACAAAUUAAAUAAAGAAAAGAUAAAAUUACCUGAACUCCUACCUAAAAUUGAUGAUUUUAAAAAGAAAAUUCAGAAAGUUAACAUAGAUGAUAAAGAACUAGCCGCAGAACGUAAUAAUUCAUGGAAACUUAUUCCAACAGUUACUCCUCCUAAAAGUAAUGACAUCUCAAAAGAUAAAGUAAAGGAUCAUCCUGCAGAAAAUAAUUCCCAUAAAGACAUAGUGCUGGAAUUUUCAAAAGAAAACCAAGGCUUAGCAGUAACUACAAAAGAUUUAGGAGAAGAUAUUGCUCAAUUUACUGAAUUGUGCAAUGAAUUAGCUUUUAGGUAUUGGAACACAAUUGUUGGAAAUAUAGAUAAAAAAAGAAGUUUUGUUCUGUCACCAUAUUCUAUAACAUCAAUGUUGGCUAUGAUGUUCAUGGGAGCGAGAGGUGCCACAUCCGGAGAAAUGAAUGAAGUAUUGAAACUUGAUGAUAUGGUGACUUUUAAUCCUCACUUUACACUCAAAAAUAUAUCGGACUCUAUAGAAACUUCUCCCGAGUCUGGUAUCAGUGUUUCAGCAUUUAUAAGAGAACUAUAUAGCGACAAAAAUAAAGGAAAAGUUCUGAGAUUUUACAAAGAAAGGGCUCAACAAUUUUACAACGGACAUGUGGAAGAGAUCGAUUUCAAAUUGAUCGGAGACAAGAUAAGAAGAAGAACUAAUUUGCUCGUGAAAAGAUAUACUUGGGGCAAAAUGUCAGAAUAUAUCAAGACUAGUACCAUCAAUAUGCAACCUCCAUUAGCAGCAUUUUCUGCAAAUAUAUUUGAGACGGAUUGUUCAGGAUCAUCAGUUGAAGGCAGAGACGGAGAAAUGUAUUUUGUCGUAUCACCAAAUGUUCGUCAAAGACGAUUGGUUCCGGUACCAGCUGUUGUCUACAGAAGCGGAUUCUUAGCCGGCUAUGACCCAGUCCUUGAUGCUACAGCUGCUGCUUUGGGCAAUACUGACUCCAUUGUCAGCACUUUAUUCCUCAUGCCUGGACAACAAGGAAAUGUUGUCCACUCUGAAGAUUUAGAAGCCUUAGAAAAACGAAUAUUGGAUGCUAAUCCGUCAACUCCAGCAUGGAAUCGUUUACUGCGCACGCUCCUUCCACGAAUUGGUUUAGAAUUACAGAUACCAAGAUUUUCCCAUAAAUCUAUGUUCAAUGUUUCAUCAACACUUAGAAAAAUGGGGUUAAAAGAUCUAUUCGAUCAAGAACAUGCUGAUUUAGGUGGUCUUAUUGGACCGUCGAAAGAUCUUUAUUUGUCGGAUAUGAUUCAGUCAACGACAUUUGUCACAUGUGGUGAAGGAAUAGUAGCAGAUCAACACCACAUAGAGGAGUACCCUGAGACACUGGAACCGGUAUCCAGGCGGCGGUCGUCACGAUGGGCGCAUGACUGGGAUGAGCCCCGUGAUUACCAGAGGGCUUUCCAUGAUCCACACGAUGUUGGAGACGCUAUGCAUUUGCCAUUACACCUCAGGCCAAGACAAGCUCGAUUGCCAUCAAGAAAUGCACAACCAGCGCGUUUAAAAUUCGACCGACCAUUUUUGUACUUCGUCAGACACAAUCCAUCAGGCAUGAUCCUGUACGUUGGACGAUACAAUCCACGGCUAUUGCCUUGAAAUUAAUUCAAAAGACUGUUUAAUUAGUGUAAUUAAUUCCUAAAAGGAAUGUGAUAAGGGAUAUACUGGCGCGAGUGAUAUUGAUGAUUGUGUAAAUUCAUGAGAGUUUACGUGACAGUAUUAUGUUUAAGAAUAUUGGUACAGUAACAUUCUUAUAGGUAGGUAUACAAGCGUAACCGAAUGUAGAACUCGUACCUAUAUCUUAAUUACAAUGUGUGUACAAAAAAUAAAAUAGUUUAUCAUUGCUGAAUGUCUGCGUAGUUUGUAUGUUAUUAAAUACAUAGU
This is a messenger RNA of Amyelois transitella, 4793 nucleotides long. Its product is annotated as mucin-2. Bases 150 to 4508 code for a protein of 1452 amino acids. Lineage: Eukaryota; Metazoa; Arthropoda; Insecta; Lepidoptera; Pyralidae. The record is from RefSeq and is a predicted model, not a curated record. The transcript is spliced from 4 exons. Gene Ontology annotation, molecular function: serine-type endopeptidase inhibitor activity.